UGCUUCACACACUCCAAUCUUUAACUUCUCCUCUCUUUCUCUCAAUUUUUAUAAUUUUUAUUUUAAAAAAGUGAAGAAAUUAAUCCCCCAAAAAAAUGCCUUCUUCUUCCAUAAUUCUGGUCUCAAAAUGCACAGUGGUUCCAGAACAAAACUCCAUGAUCGAAACUCUCAAGCUUUCAGUCUCUGAUAUCCCUAUGCUGUCCUGUCAAUACAUCCAGAAAGGCGUUCUUUUUUUCAAUUCACCGACUUACUCCAUGAAUGACCUAAUCAAUUCUCUGAAACAGUCUCUCUCUGUGGGUCUAGUCCAUUUCCCUGCUCUCGCCGGCCGUUUAACAACCGAUGCUGAUGGCCACGUCCACAUCACCUGCAACGAUGCCGGCGUCGAUUUCAUUCACGCCAAAGCGAAACAUCUCGCCGUUCGAGGCAUUCUUCCUCCGGAUCGUGACGUGCCUGAUUGUUUCAAGGAGUUUUUCGCCUUUGAUCGGACUGUGAGUUACUCUGGUCAUUUUAAACCCUUGCUCGCCGUUCAGGUGACGGAGCUUGCAGACGGCGUUUUCAUUGGCUGUACUGUCAAUCACGCCGUCACGGACGGGACAUCGUUUUGGCACUUCUUCAAUACCUUUGCUGAAAUUUGUAAAGGCGCGAAGAAGAUUACGAAAUCGCCUGAUCUCAGCCGCGACACCGUUUUUAACUCGCCGGCGGUGCUUCGUUUCGCGGAGGGUGGCCCGAAAGCCACCUUCUCCGGCGAAGAGCCGUUAAGGGAGAGGAUUUUCCAUUUUAGCAGAGAAGCGAUUCAGAAGCUUAAGCUUCGAGCUAAUAACCGUUCUGUGGCUACCAAAACGAUUUCGCCGAAUUGUAACGGUUUUUCCGACCCGUCCGAAAUUCUCGGAAAACAAUCAAACGACAGCUGGAAAACCGUUAACAAUGGGUACGGAUUCAAUCGAACGGCUGAGAUUUCAUCCUUCCAAUCACUUUGUGCACAGCUGUGGCGCUCCGUCACACGUGCGAGGAAGAUAGAGGAGUCGAAAACGACGACGUUUCGCAUGGCCGUGAACUGCCGCCACCGUGUCGAGCCUAAGAUGGACUCGCACUACUUCGGGAACGCGAUACAGAGCAUCCCGACCUACGCACCGGCUGGUGAGCUCUUAUCGCGAGACCUCGGCUGGUGCGCCGAUCUCCUCCACAAGAACGUGGUGGCGCACGACAACGCUAAGGUGAGGCUCGGCGUAGCGGAUUGGGAGCGCGAGCCCAGGCUUUUCCCGCUGGGAAAUCCCGACGGCGCGUCGAUCACGAUGGGGAGCUCUCCCAGGUUCCCGAUGUACAAUAACGAUUUCGGGUGGGGACGACCCGUGGCGGUUCGGAGCGGUAAGGCGAACAAAUUCGACGGUAAGAUCUCUGCCUUUCCGGGAAGAGAAGGGAAUGGGACCGUUGAUCUGGAGGUGGUAUUGGCGCCGGAGACCAUGGCUGGGCUUGAGAACGAUACCGAGUUUAUGGAAUACGUAUCGGAAGUAGUUGUGUGAGUCGACUCGGUUGGUCAACGAGUUAUUCACUAGAUGUAAAGGGGAAAAUGAAAAAAAAAAAAAAAAAAAAAAAUCUUGUGUCAGCCUCAUACUUUCAGUUCAGUCUGGGAAGUUGUUUGGGACCGGUUGUAUGGUGAAACGGCGACGUUUUGUCCGCUUUUUAGUUAAUAUGUAAAAGUUGUACUUGUAGUGUGUCUUAGGCUGUUGUAUAUUUUGCAGCGUCAGCGUUCAUUUUCCCCACGUGACUAAAAAUGUUUAAUAGUUAAAAAAAGAAGAAGAAAGGCUUGCUUCUAUA
Humulus lupulus (European hop) is the source of this 1815-nucleotide messenger RNA. Its product is annotated as BAHD acyltransferase DCR. The transcript has a single exon. Lineage: Eukaryota; Viridiplantae; Streptophyta; Magnoliopsida; Rosales; Cannabaceae. The coding region runs from base 96 to 1520 and encodes 474 amino acids. The record is from RefSeq and is a predicted model, not a curated record.